UUUCACAGAUUCAGCAGUCAUUACCAAGAGACAUGACACAGGACCCAUCACUCGAAUCAUACAAAGAUUACUACAGCCAAAGCGACGAUGAUAAUACCGGACAACCAUGCAACAAUGGCCACACAAAGGCCUUCAGUGAAGUCUUUCUUCCGACCCUGUACAGCAUCGUCUUCAUCAUUGGCUUCAUCGGGAACAGUCUGGUAGUGUGGGUGCUUUUCAGAUGCCGUCGCAAAUCCAACAUGACAGACGUGUGCCUUUUUAACCUUGCCCUGUCUGACCUGCUCUUUCUUGUGUCACUCCCCUUUUGGGCCCAUGCUGCCAUGGCCGAGUGGAUCUUUGGUAAAUUCUUGUGUCAUACCGUGACGGGCCUUUACAUGCUGGGUCUUUAUGGCAGUAUCUUCUUCAUGGUCCUUAUGACGUUGGAUCGCUAUGUCAUCAUCGUCCACCCCUACAGCAUCUUCUCCAGAAACCGGUCUGCCAAAAUGGGUGUGGUUUUGGCCUCGUGCGUGUGGAUGCUCAGCCUGUUCGCAGCUCUCCCUAAUAUUAUAUUUGCCCAUGUGCAUAACGAGACAAAUCAUUCGCAAUAUUGCAGUUCACACUUUCCAGUAGACUGGAAUUCAUUCACUUACCUUGAACUAAACUUGCUGAGCCUGGUUCUCCCUCUGAUUAUUAUGGGCUAUUGUUACGCACGCGUCAUCCCCACUCUGAUAAGCAUCAAAUCACAAAAGCGACACAAAAUCGUUCGACUCAUUCUGGCUGUGGUGGCUGUGUAUUUCCUAUUCUGGACACCAUACAACGUUGCCAUAUUCCUUCAGUUCCUGCACCAGAACAGCUACCUGGACAGUUGUGAGUGGUCUACUGGUUUAAGCCUGGCCAUGCAAUGGGUGGAGACUAUUGCCUUCAGCCACUGUUGCCUCAAUCCCAUCAUCUACGGCUUUGUUGGAGAGAAGUUCAGAAGAACGGUCAUAAAGGUGGUGAAAGAGCAGUUUCCUAUGUGCUUCAGACAAUGCGCUACUUUCUCGCAACAGCUUUCUGAACGCAGAGGCUCAGUCUUCUCAAGAUCUACUGAAUAUUCCAGCACGCAUAUCAUGUAGUGCACUUCUGAUGCAUUUCGAAAUUAUACACUUCAUUCUUCCUGUGCAAAUUCAAAAGGUUAUUUUCAUUUUGAGCAAGUCCUAUUCCUUCGAACCCAAAGUUCCUCUUUUUUACUAAAUGUAUCAUACUGUAAGUUUAUCUACGAAUAGGAUUUGAAAAAAAUUUUUUGCUUUGUUUUUGAGUGUUUUGUUAGCAUUAUGGAUGCGAAGGCUAUAAUAUGUCUUGCUAUCAGAGCUGGUGCUUAAAUAUGUGCAAAAUUGUGCAAAAUUGUAACUCUUUUUUGAGUAAUUCUCACAUUUGAUAUCUACAAAUGCAGAUCACAGCUUCUGAGAUGAAUGAUCAACUGUAUAUUAUCUACUGAAUGUAUUUUCGUAAAGGGUUUUAAAAUAUUUUGUUCUUAAGCCAUUUUUUUACAUUAAGCCAUUAAAAGUUUUGCUCGUAGCUUUUUCGUGUAGUACUGCUUGUUAAAAUGUAAUAUUAUUAUAUUAUAUUAUAAUAUAUUAUAUAGUAUUAUAUUAUAUUAUAUUACAUACAUAGUAUUAUAUUAUAUUAUAUUCGUUUACUUUGCAUGCACUGUAAGCCACUUUGCAUAAAAGCACCUGUUAAAUGCAUGCAAAAUGUAUAAAUGUCAUGUUUACAUUCCAGUAUUCAAUAAAUG
Triplophysa rosa is the source of this 1753-nucleotide messenger RNA. Its product is annotated as C-C chemokine receptor type 5-like. Gene Ontology annotation, molecular function: chemokine receptor activity. Gene Ontology annotation, biological process: G protein-coupled receptor signaling pathway; immune response; chemotaxis. Gene Ontology annotation, cellular component: membrane. The transcript is spliced from 2 exons. NCBI's taxonomy places the organism in Eukaryota, Metazoa, Chordata, Actinopteri, Cypriniformes, Nemacheilidae. The record is from RefSeq and is a predicted model, not a curated record. The coding region runs from base 33 to 1094 and encodes 353 amino acids.